UAAAAUUAUUUCAAGCUCCCUUAUCCGAUCUAGGGAUUUCCCCUAAUUCGACUCUAACUCUGCACGUUCCUGUUCUCGGAGGUAUGCAAGCUCCCGGGGCACCGAAAGCCCGACUCGAAUUCCUUCACACUAGACCGCCCCCGAAUUAUGUUGCUGGGUUAGGUCGUGGUGCCACGGGUUUCACGACCCGUUCUGAUAUUGGACCGGCCCGUGCUGCCCCUGACCUCCCUGAUCGUUCAGCGGUUGGCGGUGCACCGGCAGCUGGAGUUGGACGUGGCCGUGGAAAGGGUGCAGGGGAGGAAGAUGAAGAGGAUGAUGCUGAGGAAAAGGGGUAUGAUGAGAACCAGAAAUUCGAUGAAUUUGAAGGUAAUGAUGUGGGGUUGUUUGCAUCUGCUGAAUAUGAUGAAGAUGAUAAAGAAGCUGAUGCUAUUUGGGAAUCUAUUGAUCAGAGGAUGGAUUCUAGGAGGAAAGAUAGGAGAGAAGCCAGGUUAAAGCAAGAAAUUGAAAAGUAUCGGGCUUCGAAUCCGAAAAUUACUGAACAGUUUGCUGAUUUAAAGAGGAAAUUGUAUACAUUGUCAAGUGAUGAGUGGGACGGUAUACCUGAAAUAGGGGAUUAUUCGUUGCGAAACAAGAAGAAGAGGUUUGAGAGUUUUGUGCCUGUUCCUGAUACCCUUUUGGAGAAGGCUAGGCAGGAGAAAGAGCAUGUAACUGCAUUGGAUCCGAGGAGCAGGAUAGUUGGUGGCAUGGAGACACCCUCUUCACAGACGCCAGUUGCAGAUUUGACUGCGGUGGGUGAAGGGAGAGGAACUGUGUUGUCAGUGAGGUUGGAUAGGAUUUUGGACUCUGUUACUGGGCAAACUGUUGUGGAUCCUAAGGGGUACUUGACUGAUUUGAAGAGUAUGAAGAUUACUAGCGAUGCUGAGAUUUCCGAUAUAAAGAAGGCUCGAUUGUUGCUUAAGUCGGUUACUCAGACGAAUCCAAAGCAUCCUCCUGGUUGGAUAGCAGCUGCUAGAUUGGAGGAGGUUGCAGGGAAGAUGCAGGUAGCAAAACAGUUGAUAAAGAAAGGUUGUGAGGAGUGUCCUAAGAAUGAGGAUGUCUGGUUGGAGGCGUGCCGUUUGGCGAGCCCCCUUGAGGCUAAGUCAGUGAUUGCUCAAGGUGUUAAAGCAAAUCCUAAUUCAGUCAAGUUGUGGAUGCAGGCUUCAAAGUUGGAGGAUGAUACGGCAAACAAGAGCCGUGUGUUGAGGAAAGGUCUAGAGCAUAUCCCCGAUUCAGUGAGGUUGUGGAAAGCUGUUGUGGAGUUGGCCAAUGAAGAAGAUGCUAGACUUUUGCUUCAGAGGGCUGUGGAAUGCUGUCCAUUGCAUGUGGAGCUGUGGCUUGCUCUUGCUAAGUUGGAAACUUAUGAAAAUGCUAAGAAGGUACUUAACAAGGCUAGAGAAAAGCUGCCUAAAGAGCCUGCCAUCUGGAUAACUGCAGCUAGGCUUGAAGAAGCCGAUGGGAAUACUGCCUCAGUUGGGAAAAUUAUUGAAAGGGCAAUCAGGGCUUUGCAGAGAGAAGGUUUGGAGAUUGACAGGGAGGCUUGGAUGAAGGAGGCUGAAGGAUGUGAAAGAGCCGGUUCUCUUGGGACUUGCCAAGCUAUAAUAAAUAACACUGUUGGGGUUGGUGUUGAGGAAGAAGAUAGGAAGAGGACCUGGGUUGCUGAUGCUGAGGAGUGCAAGAAAAGGGGUUCUAUUGAAACAGCAAAAUACAUUUAUGCACAUGCUCUUACUGUAUUUAGAACUAAGAAAAGCAUCUGGCUUAAAGCUGCACAGCUCGAGAAAAGUCAUGGCACCAGGGAAUCGCUUGAUGCACUGCUUCGAAAAGCAGUUACCUAUAUUCCAAAGGCUGAGGUUCUAUGGUUGAUGGGUGCCAAGGAGAAGUGGCUUGCUGGUGAUGUUCCUGCAGCUCGAGCAAUUCUGGAGGAAGCAUUUGCGGCAAUUCCUGACUCUGAGGAGAUAUGGCUUGCUGCUUUCAAGCUAGAGUUUGAGAACCGUGAGACAGAGAGGGCAAGGAAACUUCUUGCUAAGGCACGUGAAAGGGGAGGCUUGGAACGGGUCUGGAUGAAGUCUGUCAUUGUGGAGAGAGAGCUUGGAAAUGUGGAUGAGGAGAGGAGAUUACUUGAUGAAGCAUUGAGGCGCUUCCCCUCAUUUUUCAAACUUUGGUUGAUGUUGGGACAGUUGGAAGAAAGACUUGGUAAUUCUAACAAGGCAAAGGAUGCAUUUGAAUCUGGCAUUAAGAAUUGCCCCAAUUGUAUACCCCUUUGGCUAUCCCUUGCUUCUCUAGAGGAGAAGAUGAAUGGGCUAAGCAAAGCUCGAGCAGUUCUUACCAUGGCCAGGAAGAGGAAUCCUCAAAACCCUGAGCUAUGGCUUGCAGCUGUGCGGGCUGAAGCUAGGCAUGGCUACAAAAGGGAAGCUGAUGUUCUGAUGGCUAAAGCAUUGCAGGAGUGCCCCAACAGUGGCAUUCUAUGGGCUGCUUCAAUUGAGAUGGCUCCUCGGCCUCAAAGAAAAACCAAGAGCUCUGACGCUUUAAAGAAGUGUGAUCAUGAUCCUCAUGUUAUUGCUGCUGUGGCUAAGCUGUUUUGGCAGGAGAGGAAAGUAGACAAAGCAAGAAAUUGGUUCAACAGGGCAGUGACCCUUGCACCAGAUAUUGGUGAUUUCUGGGCAUUGCAUUUCAAAUUUGAACAGCAGCAUGGAGCAGAAGAGCAGAGGAGCGAUGUGCUGAAGAGAUGUGUUGCUGCAGAGCCAAAGCAUGGUGAAAAAUGGCAAGCUACUGCAAAGGCCGUAGAGAACUCUCAUGAACCGACUGAAAGCAUAUUGAAGAAGGUGGUAGCCACACUAAAGAAGGAGGAGACUCUGGCUGAAAAUAACCACAACUAAUCUGCUACAGUGGUAAUUCCCAGGGUAACUUUAAAGACAACAAAAGAAAUAAAAGACAAUAAUGGAAAAAGAGAAGCGAUCAAGGGCUGGACUCUUUUCUAACAGGGUGAGUCAGUAGGCUCUUGAAAAGAGAGGAUAAAUCAGCUGGCGUCCAACUCCACAUAUGGUGAAGAAUAUCCUAGAGCUAGAUACUAUAGAAGAAACAAGCAUGCAGGAUGCACUCAUUCUCAAAUAUGGCACACAUGACAAUUCUAUCACCAUGCCUGAUUACCUCAACUCAGUCCAUGACAAGUCCAUGGACCUUGCAGUGAUUUUCUUUAGGAAAGUUGUCAAAGAGGUUAACAAGCAUGCAACGAGAAAAACCUGAAGCCGCUACCCUUUGGGUGUGCACAGGGUAAAACCCCCGUUCUUAUGCAAUAGUUCGCUGGUAAGGGAUUUUGAACUAGGCAAGCCCGGUGCGACAACCUCGACCCAGAAGGCAAACCCCUUACUUUUGCUGGUAAGGGAUUUCGAACUCUCGCUACCUUUUUUAGACCUCUCUCUUCUUCGCUAGCUAAAUCUAAGAGACCGAUGGAAUUAAUUAAUUGCUAGGUAAAUUAGCAUCCAACGUAAUAGAAUUUAUUAUUUUAUGUUACUUAUGAAUGUUUUGUGCGUUGUCAGAGAAAAUCAAUCAAGGCAGUUUUUUGGGACUUAGUAGGUGCUGACAAUCUUGAAAACAUUGUACUGGCAGUUAUCAAUGAAACAGUUUGGUUGAGCUGGUCAAAAGAUGAUCUCUUUAUUAGCUUUUAAUAUCUACGAACUUAAAGGUCUUGACUUUUCUUGAGUCUUUAGCUCAGCCAAUAGAAACAAUUAACAGUUGUUGAGCGAACGAUAAUUUUGUGUUAGUUGACCUAAGCUGCACCCUUACUGCUGGGGUAGGGCUAGGCCUCUAAUCCCUACGUGCCCUUGAAAUAACGUCAGUGCAUCACAAAUUUAUCAUUGUUGUUUUUACAUCACACUUUGAUCGAAUAUGGCAGCUGGUAUGACCAGACUCUUUCUGAACAUACUUAUCCAACCCAAUGGAGGCAAAUGACUUCAGAAUUUGCAGCUUAUCUGAGCAAGUCCUUAGUAAGUGCUUAAAACUUACCCAGGUAAGAGUCAAUGAAGCAUAAUUUCCAGCUGAAGCACAAUAGUUGCAGUAGUUUAUUCUCAGCUACCUAAGUUAAGGUUGUGGUUUUGUCUGUGCAUGUUGAUUUCCUUCAUGGCUGUUAUGUUGGGGACCUUAGUGGAGAAGGGCUAUAAACUUGUCUUAGGUGAAACUGAAAAAAUCACUUGGUUUUGGUGAAGCAAAAAGCAACAUAAUCUAAAAGUUUGAAACCCUUAGACGGGGGUGAGAGAUGGCAAAUAAGUUUAACUGAUGCUAUUUUGUAAUUUAAUAGAUUAGGGAACAUAAGUUAUUGCACUGAACUCUUUCUUCCUUAGGCAAGGUAUUAUAUUGACUUAUGUUAUGAUUGUUAAGGCUAUGAUUGUUAAGGCUUGUCCUUUAAAAGGGUACUUAUGAUGCUAGUGUUGAAUAAUCUCGAAGCUGCAGGUAUUGCAGCUAAGACCACUCAUGACACCAUCAAUUUUCAUUUGUGGUAAGAUUCAAGAAAACUGAUCAUGAGCAAGUUUGACGGUUUUAUCAGAACCGUGCCUUUUAUUUUGGUUUUCUCUUGCCUCUCACCCCAUCCUCCUCUUUUCCUUCCUAUGUUUGGGUCAAAAAUUGGUCUUUUCCCUCUUUUCUUUUUCACAGUAUACAAAGGUUUGUAACUCCAUGUGACUGAAUAAUUCACAAAUCAAGACUAUUCUAUGCUUCAACUCUCCAGCAGUUAUGUCUCUCCUCUGCCUUGGUUCUUGCAAAAUGGACGUUACAAUGAGUGGAUCUUGGGCAGAUAGGUUGACAAAUUCUGUUUGGUACAGAUCUCAUAUUCUAGCAGAACAGGAUGGAUUAGCAUCUUGAUCAUGUUCCAAUGUGAAAAUAGUUCAGCAAUUUGCUUUACUUGACAUUUAAGAAUGUUUAACAGAACCAGACGGAGAAGACGCACCGAUGCAGACAUCAUAUUGUGCACUUCUUUUGGCCAGAACUUCAGCUGCUGGUAGCAACAACGCAGCCUCCACGAUCUCUGUUCAUCAUCUUCUACAACAGCGCAGCCUCUAAACCCAAUGGUCCAGCUGGUUGGUUCUACAACGUUGCCACUAAUAAAAAGGCUUCAUCUGAUUACUCUGCUUGGACUGCUAAACAGACUUUCAAUUUUGAUGACUAACCAAGAAAUUCGAGCAUAGCCAAAAAAGGAAGAAGAAUGAGGCGAUAGAGAAAAAUGGGAUUUUCUAUAAAAGGGUGGUUGCCCAUCUUUGCUUUGCCAGUGAUUUCUCCAUUAAUGGAACAAAAAAUCAACAACCCUUUGAAAAACAAACAUUAUACCUUCAUCCAAACACACGUUAAUACUCUUCUUGCUUUUUCUUUUUUUCUUUCUCAUUUCUUUGUGCUGCUGAUAUUGUAAAUGGGCCAUGAUGAUUGAUUGCUUUCUUUCUAGGCUAUGUUCAAUCACGGCAUUGAGAAAAAUUCGACCCGUAGCUUGAUCAGGCGACCCGGUUAAGGCUUUGAAUAGCAAAUUGGUGUCUGCAGCCAUGGCGGCGUCGCUUUUCCCUUUUGCUUUAUUAAGAAAUACAACAAAUUUGAGCCCUUAAUCACCGUUAACAUAGGAUAUAUUUGUUGGAGGAAGAAGAAUGGUUUAAUUAAUAUUCUCAUAAUUAAUACACAACUCUUCAUUUCAAAAUCAGUG
Molecule: messenger RNA, 5713 nt
Organism: Solanum dulcamara
Lineage: Eukaryota; Viridiplantae; Streptophyta; Magnoliopsida; Solanales; Solanaceae
Product: protein STABILIZED1-like
Exons: 7
Coding region: 84-2912 (942 amino acids)
Biological process (GO): spliceosomal tri-snRNP complex assembly; mRNA splicing, via spliceosome; gene silencing by siRNA-directed DNA methylation
Cellular component (GO): U4/U6 x U5 tri-snRNP complex; catalytic step 2 spliceosome
Molecular function (GO): protein binding
Source: RefSeq, a predicted model, not a curated record